Molecule: messenger RNA, 1882 nt
Organism: Malus domestica (apple)
Lineage: Eukaryota; Viridiplantae; Streptophyta; Magnoliopsida; Rosales; Rosaceae
Source: RefSeq, a predicted model, not a curated record
ACUUGGCCUCUCAUUAUUAAAUCUUCCCCAACCAGCAACACUCCCUCACUCUCAUCUCAACCCAUCUCCUCUUUCUCUACCUCUUUCUCUCUCUACCCUCGUCCAUUUAUACGCACCGUUUUGGCUCUCCAGUCCCUAUGAAUCACUCCCAGGACGAUCCCGAGUUCCAUCUCCCCUCCCACUUCCUCACGGACGACGUCGUGCUCCACUGCAACAUGGGCGACAGCAACAAAGACCACAGCUUCCGCCGGAACUGCGUCGAAUCCCGCGUCAGCUUCCCCACCGAGUUCCCCUACGAGUUCGACUCGUCCGACUCCUACUCGGCCCUGAACUCCCCUGUCGAGUCCGUGGUGAGCUCCACCGAGACCGAGGGAGGCAGCAGCAGCAGCGACGAGGAGGACUUCCUCGCCGGGCUUACCCGCCGCCUCGCACAGUCCUCGCUGCAGCCUGCUCACCAGACCCAGAAACUAUCCGUCCCCGCCGCCUUCCCCAAAGAGAACCCCGAGUGGGUCAUGUCCGGGUCUCCCCAGUCGACUCUGAGCGGAAUCGGGAGCUGGUCCAGCAACGGAAGCCCGACGGGCCCGUCUUCCCAGGUGCCUUCGCCACCGACGACGCCGUUUGGAGCUCAGAACGACAUCUGGGAGCUGAUAUACGCGGCAGCCGGGCAGGUUGCGCGGUUAAAAAUGACCAACAGCCUCGGCGGAGCAACCGAGUUCGGCGGCAACCACGGCCGCGGUGGACUUCUGGGCCCACCUCGGAUCCCCAGUCCUCCCCGACACUCAGGCCCCGGGCUCUGCUCGAACCAAAGCUUCACUCAGUUUCACCAUGUGAGGCAGGACAAGCAAGUAAAUCAUCUUCCAUGGUCAGCUCAGCCACAUCAACCAGCUCAGCUCCACCCCCAGCACAACCACCAGCAGCAGAUCCAAAACAGAGGAAGAAACAUUGUUGGGUACGAGAGAUGCGAGCAUGGUGUUAAUUUUCCCCAAUCGACAUGGCCGCCGCUUCAAGUCCAACACAACCACCACCACCACCACCACCAUCACCAACACCCCCACCACCAACAAAGUCAGCAACCUCAGCGCCACACUAACGCCGCCGUGCGUCCCGUUUUGCCCAACGGUUCUAAUAUCAAGAGGGAAUGUGCUGGCACCGGCGUUUUCUUGCCUCGCAGAUACACCAACCCUUCCCCUCCUGAACCUCGCAAGAAAGCAGGUUGUUCAACUGUUCUAAUGCCGGCCAAGGUUGUUCAGGCUCUGAACCUGAGCUUCGAAGACAUGAACCGCCACGCUCCGCCGCGUUUCACCACCGGUUUGGCUCCAGACCAUGAGGCACUGGCGGCAAGAAGAAACGCGCUGUUGACUCAGCAAAGGCUUGGACUAAGGACAGCGGCAGAGGGGCCAGUAAAUCACGAAGUGCGCCUCCCUCAGGAGUGGACCUACUGAUUUAGUUUCACAUCCAAAGGGCAAAACAGGCAAAAAAGCAAGAAGAUUAUAUACAAAUUAGGGUUUUCUGAUUAGGGUUUUAUGAAGAAGAAGAUAUUAUGUGUUUUUUUUAUAUUUAAUUAAGGAGAUUCAAGAAUGUGAGAUUAGAUUUUGGAGCAAUAAGAAAGAUAUCCAGGUUUUUUUUUGGGAAGGCAGCUGCUGCUGCUGCUGCUGCUGCUGCUUCUUUGGGGAGUUAGCUUUUAGGUCAAGGAAGAAGAUAAAUUACUAGGAAGAAUGUGUUCUUUUGUGUUGUAAUAAUUUUGGGUUAAUUAAUUUGUUCCAAAUCCAAGGUUUAAAUCUGGAUUAGGGUAAUUUAAUCUCUGGCUUGUAAUAUCAUCUCUCCUCUUGGGAUGUAAGAUUCUAAGAAGUAAUAAGAAGGAAAGCUCUUAGUUUGCCGUCGA